CGUGUUUCUCUGAGCAAUAAUAGGUGCCUGGUAUAGGCUAUCCUGCCUGCCUACCUUGCUUGGUAACGACUCAUCGAUCAGAAAAACUGCGAAAGCUCCUUCAGGACCGCACAAUGGCGUCGUCGACUACACCCUCCGGGCUCUCCCCCGACCCGUCCUCUGCCCUAGUAUCCGGCACAUCCUCGGGCACGUUCCUGCAGACGCCUAGUCACAGCAGCAGCGUCACCGUGGAAGGACCGGAAGAGCCCCGCAAGAUCAGGAUCCUCGGCCUGCACGGCAUGGGCACGAGCGCUGAGAUAUUCAAAUCCCAGACCUCGGCCUUUCGCUCCAAGCUGCCGCCCCACUUCACCUUCGUCUUCAUCGAUGCCCCCUUCCCCUGCGCCCCGGCGCCCGGCGCCGAGGUUCUCUUUACAAAGCGCGCCUACUACGCCUGGUGGAAGGACCAGACCCCCAACGCAAUCAAGCUCUCCCACCUCGCGGUGACCGACUACAUCGAGCGGCACGGCCCCUUCGACAUCCUCAUGGGCUUCUCGCAGGGCUGCGCGCUGAUCAGCAGCUACCUGCUGUACCACGCGCGCGAGACGCCCGACAAGCCGCUGCCCUUCCAGGCGGCCGUCUUCAUAUGCGGCGGCGUGCCGCUGCCCGCGCUCGAGGACCUGGGCGUCGACGUGACGCAGCGGGCCCGCGACAUCAACGAGAAGACGGCCCGGGGCCUGCGGAAGAAGGCGCUUUACCUGUUCGACUACGCCGCCAACCCCAACCUGAUCGAGCGCGGCGUGGGCCUGUGGGACGACGUUUCCGACCUGGUGCACAAGCCGGACCAGAUGCCGGACGAGACCGACGUGUUCGGGCUCGACUUCACCACCAUGCCCAAGGACUUGCGCAUCAAGAUCCCCACGGUGCAUGUCUACGGGGCUAAGGACCCGCGCUGGCCUGCCAGCCUGCAGCUGGCGCAUUUUUGCGACCAGCGCAAGCUCUACGACCACGGUGGCGGACACGAGAUUCCUCGGACCAGUGAGGUGUCCUCCAAGAUCGCAGAGUUGAUCAGCGGGCUUGUCGAGGACACACAGCGCGAGAAGGCACCGGCGGUGAAGGAGUAGUGGGCGGGAACACGGAGUGCGAGGAGAGACUGGGCAAGUAAGGGAACCGGGCUUUCGUUGGGUUGGCCGGCGUAAAAGAUGCGUUCAGCGGUUCCGAAUUAUCGAUCAUGGGGAUGGAGACCUCACGCUGAACGAUGAACCAGGGGUUAGAGCAGGUCCAUUAUUAUUAUGAGCGAGCAAGAAGGAAAAUAGAAAUU
This is a messenger RNA of Thermothielavioides terrestris NRRL 8126, 1297 nucleotides long. RefSeq lists its product as uncharacterized. NCBI's taxonomy places the organism in Eukaryota, Fungi, Ascomycota, Sordariomycetes, Sordariales, Chaetomiaceae. Gene Ontology annotation, cellular component: nucleus; cytoplasm. The coding region runs from base 114 to 1100 and encodes 328 amino acids. The transcript has 2 exons. The record is from RefSeq and is a predicted model, not a curated record.